Molecule: messenger RNA, 1245 nt
Organism: Amoebophrya sp. A25
Lineage: Eukaryota; Dinophyceae; Syndiniales; Amoebophryaceae
Source: the annotation of a GenBank genome assembly
CUGUGGGACACUGAAGAGUAUAGUCAGCAUCAAAACAGACAUUUUGCAGUUCGUACUUCUGGGUGUGUACUGUCGUUUAGCAGGUAACUAUGAUGAAAGUGUGCAGAGCGACGUACUAGGUGCUGUUGUUUUUCAAAAACAUGAGGAGCACUUGAACGAGCACAUGAUGCAAAGACAGUAGUUACAGUGACGAAAGAUGUGCAGUGACGGAUGAAAUUGGAGUAUACUGGAAAUAGUGUGAGAAAUUCUUGAUUAUGAUUGGAACACAGAAGUGAGUGCAGCUGCAGGACUAGUAGUUAGUCUGCAACCAAAAUAUCUCUUGAACUAAGAAAUUAUGGGGCUGCUAACCCUGCUGCGCAAGAUCAAAACGAAGGAAAAGGAGCUUCGUUUGCUGAUUCUGGGUCUAGACAACGCAGGCAAAACUACGAUUGUGAAAAAGUUUAAUGGUGACGAGAUUGACGAAAUCAGUCCAACGCUCGGAUUCAACAUUUUCACCCUAGAGUUUCUUGGGUACAAGCUGAACAUCUGGGACGUGGGCGGCCAAAAAACGAUCCGAAGCUAUUGGCGAAACUACUUCGAAGCAACAGACGGGCUUGUAUGGGUUGUCGAUAGCAGUGAUCGAAAGCGACUGCGGGACUGCAAAGAGGAGCUACAGGCGCUGCUGAAAGAGGACCGACUGGCGGGUGCAACGCUGCUGGUGUUUGCGAACAAGCAAGACCUGCCGGGAGCGCUCACGUCUGUGCAAAUAAAGGACUUUUUGGAACUCGAUAAAAUCCAAACGAGACAUUGGAGCAUCGUAGCCUGCAGCGCGGUCACGGGAAAGGGCCUUCUUCCUGGAAUGCAGUUUCUUGUGCAGGAUAUUUCCAAAAGGGUGCUCUGCUGGGGUAACUGAAGAUCUCUCUUCGAGAGGGCAAAGAUGUCGUAGGGUCCUGAAAGAAUGGUUGAUUGCAUGAACUAAAAACAAGAAAGGAACUCAUCUUCGCGAGUACAACUUCUUUGCUCAGCCUCGUGGUCAGAGGGUCCAACAAAAACAGUUGAUGUUGUAGAUGUGCAUUUUAGUUUUGAUCGCACCCCUGACGUGGUAUCUCCUUCCCUAGUCCUGCUUGUAAGGUCUUCACAAUCGAGGUUUCAACAGACGGAUGAGACUCACUUGAUCGUGAUCUUUACAAACUAAUCAGCAUCAUCUGUCACCCGCUUCAAAAAACACGAAGAUGCUGAAACUACAUUCCUAGCAACGGCCGCAAU